UCGCUGCGGCUGUACGUGUUUUUGGUGUUCCCGCGCUCGGCAGUGCAGUGCUUGUGACAACGCGCCAAAACGCGCGCCCACUUGAAUGAUCUGUUUGUGUACCCUCGGCUUGUUUAGUGAUUAUCCUGCUAUGGGCGCCGCCUGAGGAUUUUCUCUCCUCUAUCGUGUCGCGGCGAUUGUGGGCCGCGGCAUGUGGCGGCGUCACGCGCUCACCGCCGCCCUCGUGCUCGCCGCGCAUCUUAUCAAAGUUCUGUCGUGCGGCGAGGCGCGUGGCACAGGUGGCGCGGGAGGGGCGGGCAGCGCAAGCCGCGCGCGGCGCUAUGUGGGGCUGUACACAGGCCCGUACUUCGACCCGGCGGCGCCGAACAAUGUGACAGCACAGCUGGGCACGCAUGCCUACCUGCCCUGCAAGGUGCGCCAGCUUAGCAACAAAUCAGUCUCGUGGAUACGCCGUCGUGACGCACACAUACUCACUGUCGACCGAUUCACCUUCAUCGCCGAUGAGCGCUUCCAGGCCUUCCUCGUCGAGGCCACAGACACAUGGACGCUGCAAGUCAAGUACGUGCAGCCGCGCGACGCUGGCCUUUACGAAUGCCAGGUCGGGACCGAGCCAAAGAUGAGCCACUUCGUGCAGCUCAACGUUGUGGUGCCUAAGAUUGAAAUCGCAGGCGAGAGUGAGAUCUACGUGAAAGCGGGCAGCACGGUCAGCCUCAAGUGCAUAAUCACACAGGCGCUGGAGGAGCCCGCCUAUAUAUUCUGGUACCACAACGAUCAGCGAGUGCUGAGCUACCGGCGCGGUCUUCGCGAUAUCCGGGUAGAGCGAGUGGGACCCGACACCACCGUAGGUCACCUCGUCCUACACCAUCCUGUGCGCGAAGACUCCGGCAACUACUCCUGCGCACCAUCUAACCUUGACUCAGCUUCCGUCGUACUCCAUGUGCUUAGUGGUGAGCAACCAGCCGCUAUGCAGCAUGGCAAUGCAGCGCGGCCCGCUGCACCCAAUGCCGUACUAUUGACUUUAGGUGCACUCACCGCAUUAUGGGGUAUGUCACGGGGUCCACGAGUUCCAUCGCGGGGUGAUCCAGGUCGGGGUGUAGCAGUAUUGCUAGCUCCAUUCAUUCCGCUUAUCCGUCUGCUCGCCUUCGUGGUGUCUACAUUGAUCCUGUGUCACGACGAGGACGAUUCCCAAUAGCGGAAGGUGCAUUAUCCGGCCGUAGACAUAGAAUGUUCUCGGCCAUUGAUACGAUACUGUCCCGGAAUACAUAUGAGGAACAUCUGAACGAACACCGGCAUGUGAUGUGUAAAUAGUAAUUUAAUUAAAUUUUGCAUAAUAUAAUGAUCGUCACAAAUACGGUACCUACUGAAUAUAAUGUGUUUUAUAUAUUUAAAAAUAAUGUCUGAACUAAUUAGUGUGAUCCUCGCGAGCCGGUAUGUUUAUCGAUAGUCCACUCGAACCGUGACUUGUGAACGUCGCUUUUGUAAACUUGUAAAUAUUAUUGAUAAAUUAUAUAUAAUAUAAAUACUGAAUUAUUGAUUGUUUAAAACAAAAAGCGCGCCAUGCAGUCUUGACACUUGAUUUACGUACUUAUUGUCGACGUCAGACGUCAAAUUAUAGUGUCAUUUCGUUUUAUUAAUUUUAUAUAGAGCUGUAGUAUCUUAUAAGUUGAAACAUUGCAGCUCGUUUUAGCUAUAAUACCUUCUCUUAUUGAUGCAAAUUAUUAGUUUCGAGUAUUCAUCCGAACUCUACCAACAUCUUUUCAGCAGAAUUUUUCAUUAAUAUAAGUGCACUUUGUAUAUAACUAUUCAAAAGAAACUUUAGAGAAAAACGAAAUGACUCCGACGCGUCGCUUGAAAUCACUUGGUCGACAGACUUGAUUAGUAAAAAUUCUAAAUGAGACUUAGGCUACGGGAAUCAGGCUUAGCACUAAAUCUCAUUUCUGGAUUCGCUUAGAAUCAAGCCUCGAUAAUUGUCUAAGUGUCGGCUAAGCCGCUAUGAAUAUCUUAAGUUAGAGUGAGCAAGACGUCGUGUGGCGUGUACGUUGUGUAAAUAUAUGGACGUUGUAUAGGGAUGUGGCCCUGCCAGAUCCUGCAUUUUGUAUAUUACUUUAAGUAUAUCUGGUUUUAACGCAGUUUUCAACGUGUUGACCUAGUCCUAAGUGAAACAGAAUUCGUUUUAUACAUUACAUAAUAAAAUCAUCAGCGACCUCAAAGGACUGUUACUAAAAAAGAGAAAGUUCCGAGAAUUUCACUAUCUAUGAAAUUGUCAUUUUGCGUUAAUCCAAAGAUAAAUAAUUAUUAUUUUUAUUGUGUACGUACCAUAUUAGAUUUUCCAUAAUAUUUCCGCAAUACAACGAAGGAAAAGUUUAAACGAGGACGCUCUUUUGAGGUCAGUGAAUGAGUUCUCGAUAUGAUCGGAAAUAGUUAUCCCUCGCGUGUUGUUCAAAACUAUGAAUUCAUAAGCGUGCGAAACUAAUUGUAGAUAAUUUCUUAACUUACAAGGUGAAAGAAAAACUAGCCCUCGGCAUCCUAGAAAAAUAUUCAUUUUAUAAAUUUAUCGACUUUAGAAUUUAUUAAUUUGGUUUGCGGUCAGUCUGUAAAAUGUCUUUUAUAUCAGUCUCAUUUAUGGGACAAAAACAUAUAAAUACUAACGUUGGACAAAGACACGUUCCGUCAUUUUCUACUCAUAUCUAAAAUCUUAGAUACGUUUUAUACCGUUUGGUUUAUUUAUUGAAAAUUGUUAACAGUUCAUCAAAUAAAAAUCAAGCGUAUAUUUGAAAACAUACCUUAAGUCACAAUUAUGCCUUCAUGCUUUAAUAUAUUGGACGUUUUAUCUCAUUACACAGAUUUGAGACCGAUUUACGUUUUAAAAUACAGAUCACAUUUAUUUAAAUAAUAUUUAGUUAUACGAGUAGAUAGCAGACAUAACUUGUUCCAACUUUUCGUAGUUCGUACUUCGAUCAACUUGUUCAAAAAAGUUCCCGCCAUAUGUAAAUGUCAUCUGCGUCUUUUUUCGACGCAUAGACUAUAAAUAUCAAAGUUCUAUGUCCACAGACAAAAUAUUUUAAACAACACGCGCUGGAAUAACAUCGAUUUUGUUAUUGUACAUUGUAGUUAUUUAUUUACGCUAAUUUUCCACCUAUUUAUCUCUUGGCACUGGGAGAAAAUAGACGGAAGUUGAAUUGUGUUUGAUUCGUUGACACUGUUACUGCCUCACUGUAAAUAUUAUAAUAUUAAUCCGUAAGUACUAUAAAUAAAGAUCGUUG
Pieris brassicae (large cabbage white) is the source of this 3263-nucleotide messenger RNA. RefSeq names its product hemicentin-2-like. Gene Ontology annotation, cellular component: neuron projection membrane. The coding region runs from base 191 to 1192 and encodes 333 amino acids. NCBI's taxonomy places the organism in Eukaryota, Metazoa, Arthropoda, Insecta, Lepidoptera, Pieridae. The transcript is spliced from 6 exons. Gene Ontology annotation, biological process: synapse organization. The record is from RefSeq and is a predicted model, not a curated record.